UCUCUAAUGAUUCACACGCAGAGAGAGAGAGAGAGAUGGGAGAUAAGAACAUGACUUCGUCGUCUUCUCGUUCCUCGGUUUACGACGCUCGUAACCCAUCUUCUUCUUCCGACGAAAUCUCGCAGUUUCUCCGGCAGAUUCUCGUCCGCUCUUCCCCGCCGUCUUCGUCGUAUUCUCCGGCGAACCUCGAAGACCACCCACACGCACCGGACCCGCGACCCUUCGCUUCUCCGCCGUCGGAUGUGCUCGUGAAACGCGCGAUCUGCGCCGUUGAUUUCUCCGACGGAGUUUGUUCCGGCUCCGCCCCGUGCUUUGGAGCCUCGGGGAACUGUUUCUCGGGGAAUGCGCCGGGGAACAGCUCGACGACCCGUGUGUCGUCUUCCUCCGUGGGAGCGAGUGGGAACGAGACCGACGACUAUGACUGCGAAAGCGAGCAGGAGGGAGUAGAGGCGGUAGUGGAUGAACCUCCGGCGAAGACAGCUCCGCCGCGUGGUUCUUCGAAAAGAAGCAGGGCUGCUGAAGUUCACAAUUUGUCUGAAAAGAGGAGAAGAAGUAGGAUCAAUGAGAAAAUGAAGGCUUUGCAGAGUCUCAUCCCGAACUCGAACAAGACGGAUAAGGCUUCGAUGCUGGAUGAAGCCAUAGAGUACCUGAAACAGCUCCAGCUCCAAGUCCAGAUGCUGACAAUGAGGAACGGAUUAAGCUUGCAUCCCCUGUGCUUACCCGGUGGAACGUUACACCCUCAGUUGCAUCUUCCUCAGAUCCGACCAGUGACCUUGGAAGCCGCUAAUGAAGCUCUUCUCAACCAAACCAACCAGUUUGUUUCGAUCCCCAACGUGUCUGAGUUAGUUAACUUGGGCAGCUCGUUCCCUUUGGACUCGUCUCUUCGACCCUCCCCUGUCUUUCCUUCGCCCGUGGAGAUGAACAUUACUCAUCCAAAGACGAACUUGCCCGCUUUCGAAGGGGAAGAGGUGCCAUUCGAAGGACAAGAACCAGACCUAAAGGACAAUCUCACUUGACGACUUCCCCACACAUUUUGCCUUUGGGGUUUCUUUUCUUAGGAUCCAAGAAAUCUGCCAGCCCCCCACCCAAGAUUACACCACUGUCGUUAGCUGCUGAUGGUUCUUUUAUAUAUAUAUAUAUAUAUAUAUAUAGUCGUUGUAAAUUUCCUCGUUCAUUCGGUUGUAUUGACAAGAAACACUCCUCUCGAGUUGUAAAUUAGAGAGAAAAUCUCCAGUAAAUUGCUGAAAAUUAAUUUCAAAGUC
This is a messenger RNA of Tarenaya hassleriana, 1262 nucleotides long. RefSeq names its product transcription factor SPATULA-like. Bases 36 to 1016 code for a protein of 326 amino acids. The transcript is spliced from 8 exons. Gene Ontology annotation, cellular component: nucleus. Gene Ontology annotation, molecular function: protein dimerization activity. NCBI's taxonomy places the organism in Eukaryota, Viridiplantae, Streptophyta, Magnoliopsida, Brassicales, Cleomaceae. The record is from RefSeq and is a predicted model, not a curated record.